GGGACUCGGCCCUAGUCUUGAAGCCGAAAACAAGAUGGCGGCUACAACGUGUCGACUUCGAACGCUUUUACAAUCGACAAUCUUACUAAAAAAAUCUACAAAUUCCUUCCUAAAAAAUACAUCGAAGGCAAUCAGUAGUCCUGGAUUAUACAGAUGCCGUUCAACGUUCACGUUUGUCCCCGAGAAAGCGCCGCCUUCUGAAGGAGAGACAAAGAAGAUGAAUUUCUUCCAGGCCUUGACAGAUGCUAUGGAUAUCGCUCUUGACACAGACCCCACUACUGUGAUUUUUGGAGAGGAUGUAGCAUUUGGUGGAGUGUUCAGAUGUACUGUUGGGCUUAGAGAAAAAUAUGGUAAAGACAGAGUCUUCAAUACCCCUCUCAGUGAACAAGGAAUUGUGGGGUUUGGUAUUGGAGUUGCUGCUGCUGGUUCGACAGCAAUCGCUGAAAUUCAGUUUGCGGACUACAUCUUUCCUGCUUUUGAUCAGCUUGUCAAUGAGGCCGCCAAGUUCAGAUACAGAUCUGGUAACCUGUUUGACUGUGGUGGCCUGACUGUACGGGCUCCCUGUGGUGCAGUGGGGCAUGGUGCCCAUUACCACUCCCAGUCUGUUGAGAGCUUCUUUGCACAUGUCCCCGGAGUCAAGGUUGUAAUCCCGCGGAGUCCUAUACAAGCAAAGGGUCUAUUGCUUGCAUCUGUUAGGGACCCUAACCCUGUUGUAUUUUUUGAGCCAAAGAUCCUCUACAGACAAGCAGUGGAGGAUGUUCCAGUAAAGGACUACUCCUUGCCCUUGUCUGAGGCAGAAGUACUUGAAAAAGGUUCUGAUCUGACACUAGUAGGGUGGGGCACCCAGAUACAUGUCCUUAGGGAGGUGUCCAAGCUAGCCAAGGAGCAGUUGGGCGUUAGCUGUGAGCUUAUAGACCUGAGGACCAUUCUGCCCUGGGAUAAGGACACGGUCUGCCAGUCUGUAGAGAAGACGGGUCGUUUGCUGAUCGCUCAUGAGGCUUGUCACACUGGAGGCUUUGGAGGGGAGAUUGCUAGUACUGUGCAGGACCGCUGUUUCCUGUCCCUCGAGGCCCCCAUUCAAAGGGUGUGUGGAUGGGACACGCCCUUCCCGCACAUCCUUGAGCCCUUCUACCUCCCUGAUAAAUGGCGGUGCUUCGAGGCGGUCAAGAAGGUCAUCAGCUUUUAACGAUCGCAAAGUUAGGCUGCAAAUAAUUAUUUUAUAAAGGGGUAGAGUGAGAAAUUGUCUUAACGAGUCUCUUUCAGCCGCCAUUUUUCCGUGUGAUACCAAGUGCGAGAAAGCAUCCAUUUCCAUCGGCUGAUUAAAACACGCUAUUGCGAUAUUGUCAAAUGGAUUUGGUAAAGGACACAUUCAACUUUGUUUUUAGAUGGUUAUUUUGAGCUUGCGUCACAUGAUUUGUCUUCCAUUGUUAAAUGAAAACAAUAACAAAAGUGCGGCUGACAGGGAUUCUUUAAUUUGUCUUUAGGCCCUUUGGACUUCUCCCGAGCAUACAAUUUAAGGUAAAUCUCCUUUUCUCGAUACUUCAAUCAACAGACUUGUUGUUGAGUCUGUGAUUGAUUUGUCAAUGAAGAGUCAUCCUGCACUAGGUAGGCCUCAUUUCAAAUGGGCUUAACAUGCGACUACUACUCUGGGUAUUGUUUACUAUUGGUACGUCCUAUGUUUAUCAAAACCACUUCUGAUUUAUUUAUCUAUUUUUGAAAGACCAAUUAUUUCUUUUGAGGGGGAGCUGAAAUUCCGAAAAGAAUGCCUUUUUCCUGAGAAAGUAAGACUAUUACUUGGAUAAGGAUCAGUUAAUUAGAAAUUUUAACCUUCACUAUCCAGGUCAACAGAAGUAGUCGCUACUGUGCCAAUUCAAAACCAAAUCUUUCAAACCUUGUAUGGAUUCUAUAUACUGUAUUUUUUGUAUUAUGUAGCGAUAUACUAUUAUUAAGGAGAGAUAUACUUGUAAGAGCUGUCUAAAAUAUGAGAGAUUUCCUUGUAAAUAAAAUGGAAAUGGAUUCCAUA
Nematostella vectensis (starlet sea anemone) is the source of this 2023-nucleotide messenger RNA. RefSeq names its product 2-oxoisovalerate dehydrogenase subunit beta, mitochondrial-like. Gene Ontology annotation, molecular function: catalytic activity. The transcript is spliced from 10 exons. The coding region runs from base 35 to 1186 and encodes 383 amino acids. Gene Ontology annotation, biological process: branched-chain amino acid catabolic process; response to nutrient. NCBI's taxonomy places the organism in Eukaryota, Metazoa, Cnidaria, Anthozoa, Actiniaria, Edwardsiidae. The record is from RefSeq and is a predicted model, not a curated record.